AUGCUGCAGGAAUGGCUGAGGGAAAUCACCUGUGGCAUCUGUAGGAGCUACUUCUAUGAACCAGUCACCAUGGGUUGUGGGCACAGGUUUUGCAGAGCAUGUCUCUCCUGGAGUUGGAGAGUUGCCACUCAAGCUUUCUCUUGUCCUGAAUGCAGGCAGGUGUCCCAGGUCAGAGAAUUCCCAGCAGUCAAUGGGAGCCUAGCAGAGCUGACUGACCUGACCAAUUGGCUCUGCCCCCAGCUUUUGCAGAACACUGAGGAACACAGCCAGUGUGCCAGGUGCAAGGAAGGGCUCAAGCUGUUUUGUGAAGAUGACCAGACACCCCUCUGUCUGAGAUGUUCCCAAAGCCCAGAGCAUGGGGCUCACAAGCUCUCUUCUGUAGAGGAGGCUGCUCACAACUGCAGGGAGAAGCUCCAGCACAUUCAGAGUGACUUGGGCAAGCAUCUGGAGGAAGCUGAGAAACUUCCUGAUGAGGAGGAGACACCUGCUGAUAAAGGAAGAGGAAAGGCAAGCCAGGACAGACUCUCCCAGCAUAUGCAAAGCCUUCAAGCCCUCACGGUAGGGCUGCAGGAAGCAGGCCACCAACCCAAUGUGCAUCUGCUACAGGAAGCCAAGGAGUUGCUAGGAAGGACUGAGUCAGUGUUGUCCCAAAGGGUCAAGGCUGUCACCCCAGAGCUGAGAGAAUACCCCAUUCCUGGCAUGAUGGAGAUGCUCAACCGUUUCAGAGUGGACAUCACACUGGAUCCCACAUCAGCCAGUCCCUGUGUGAUUGUUUCUGAGGAUCUGAAGAGUGUGAAGGCUGCAGAAGGCUGGCAGGUGGAAAUCAAGCACCCUGAGGACCCUGCUUGGCAUUAUGUCUUUGCUGAUCAGGCCUUCAGCUCAGGCAGACAGUACUGGGAGGUGGAUGUGACUCAACUCCCUCAGUGGAUACUGGGCAUCUCUACUCCUCAUCUGAAGAGAAAAAAAGGUAGGAACAUGGACUCAUGUGCCUCUCUGUUCCUGCUUCAAUGUAUCAAGAAGGGAGAGGAUUACCAUUUCCAAACCUAUGCUGGAUCACUGAACCAUCAAGUGAAAGACACUGUGCCCAGGGUUGGGGUAUAG
This is a messenger RNA of Phascolarctos cinereus (koala), 1101 nucleotides long. NCBI's taxonomy places the organism in Eukaryota, Metazoa, Chordata, Mammalia, Diprotodontia, Phascolarctidae. The record is from RefSeq and is a predicted model, not a curated record.